Neospora caninum is the source of this 4890-nucleotide messenger RNA. RefSeq lists its product as hypothetical. The record is from RefSeq and is a predicted model, not a curated record. Bases 1 to 4890 code for a protein of 1629 amino acids. The transcript is spliced from 10 exons. NCBI's taxonomy places the organism in Eukaryota, Apicomplexa, Conoidasida, Eucoccidiorida, Sarcocystidae.
AUGGCGCCUGGCGACGAGAAAGGCGGCGCCGCCGAGGACGGGGGGGUUGAUUUCGACAUGGCCAAGAUCAUGGCCAUCCAGCUCAAGGAAAUGACGCAAAGUCAUGGUCCCCUGGAUCCCACGGUGAAAGAGCUCUUCAGCAGUUGUCAGACAGAGCAACAGCGGCUUGCAGCCGUGGCGACGGAGGCCGUCGACCGGAAUGACAUGAAGCGCUACGACCAAAUUUCUGAUGUGCUGGAAAUGCUGGCUGAAAGCAUCUCGAUCUACGAGGCGCUUCGGGCGUCGGAGACUACAACUUCGUUCGCUCCUCAACGCGACAGUCACUCUGCCUCCCACAAGAAAGAGGCGUCUUCGCGUCGCCGAAAAGGUAGCAAGACUCCAGGAGAGGAGGCGCGCGUCUCCGUCCCGACCGCGCCUCGCGAGAAGCGCGAGAAGAGCCAAAGGCGCCAUGAAGAGCGCAGAGUCGGCGAGGAAAGCAGGCGAGAGCAUCGAGACGGGAAACGCCGAGAGUCCGGGACUGGCGUGGGGAGCAAGCACAAGCGCAAACCGCGGGACGGGGGCCAGGAAGAGCGCGGAGAGACGCAGAGACCUCUGACGCAAAGAGGCGAGGAGAGAAGACGAAAGGAGGUGGGGCGAGACAGUGAGAAAGGCCGAGACGAGACGUGGGCCGCGUGGCCCGAAACAGAUGUCUUCGCAGUCGACCCUUUCUUUCCCGGGGAGAAAGAUCUCGACUGGGGACGUGCGAUGGAGAACCCACGCAACGCUCACGGAGAACAGCCCACGAGGCGAGAGAGCGAACGCGAGCCAGAAGCGUGGCCCCACAGUUCGGCGCCGCCAACGUCCAGCAGAGACAGAGCGACUCGCCGCCCCACAGGCUGGUGUGGCCCGCCGCCGUCGACCUCUCUGUGGAGCGAGGAAGGCUCGGCCGCCUCGGACACGCCGGAGACGCCUCGCGAGGAAGAAAAGAGACGGACCCGAGACACAGGAAGGACCACAGAGAUGGCCAUGGAAAGGAACUUGAAGAGCGAGGACGCGGGCCGCGUGUGGCGAGCGCCUGGGAGCGACGGCAGUCUGGCCUGUCGAGACCGUUUUCGGUCCCCAAGAGGACGGGAAUCCGAGCCUGGACGGCGUCGCCGCGGUUCUCACGACAGCAGGCCGCGACCCCCGUCAGUUUCUUCCCUGUCGGCCUCCUCGCGCAGCGACCGAGAAGACAGUCUCGCGGGCGUGUUUUCCGCGCCGGACGCAACUUCUUCCUGGGCAGUGCAUCUCGUCGUCCACCGAGCGCUCUUCCUGCCGAUUGCGGCUUCGGGGACCUACGCGGUCGUCGCAAGCCUCCUCUCAGGGAGGGACAGCCCUCCGUCGGCGUCCGAGAGCGACGGAGUCUCCGAGGGGAGGAAGGCGAAGUCCAAGAGGCGGCUGCGAGCUGCCGCGCGCGUGGCCGCUCGCGCCGUCUCUUCUGCGCGAUCGAGCAACAGUAGCGGGGAGUGUGUCUGGGAGGAGACUCUCGUGCUGCCGCUGUGUCUUUCGGCUCGGAGCAGCCGCGCAGAAAAGCUUCGGGAGUUGCGCCUUUCUGCGGUGCGCCUCGAAAUCGCCGACGCGCAGAGCAAAGGCCGACCCCUCGCGACAGCUAACCAGCCUGUCUCGCUCGCGCCACUCGCGGCCGAGGCCCAAUGGAACGGCUCCGUCGCGCUGCAUUCGAGCCGAGGCGGCAACGGCAGUUUGUCUUUCUCUCUCUUCCUCGACAAGCGGCGGGAGAAAAGUGCUUCGUUCGGAGCAGGCGCCGCCAGAGCGGAGGCGCGGCGGCAGAGACGCGACAAGGGGAGAGAGAGAGCGCGCGCGACGAGCGACGAGGAGAGCCCGUUCUUCGAGGCCCCGGUCGGAGACACCGGCGGCCAGGCGGAUCGGAGAGACUCCUGGGGACGCGAGCGAGAUGGCGAACAGAGUUUGGGCGGUCGCGCAGAGAACAGGGCGGGGACGCCCGCCGGCGCGUGGGGCGAAGGUGUCUCCUCAGGACUCAACAAUGGAGUCUUUGGAGAGAGCAGACCUGGCGGCUACGGCGUGCCUAGCGGCAACCCGUUCACGUCCUCGGUCUGGGCGCAGGCGCCCGCUGAGCCGCAUGCACUCCAGAGCCAGAACGAGCGACUCGUGCAGCAGAUCCAGCAGCUCCAGCAGUUGUUGUUGGCUAGCCAGCAGCGCGAGCACAGUCUGCAGGCGCAGCUGCAGGCGUCGCAGGUGUACACGCAGCAAGUGUUGCAGGUGUUGAGUGCAGCGCAGGCGGGGCUGAAGCAGCGAGAAGGUGAGGGCGAGAAGUUUCGGGAGUCCGCGCAGGCCCUCGAGACGGCGCAGCGGGAACUGUGCACAGUCCGGGACGAGCUCCGCGAGCGCGUCGACGAGGUGCGGGACGAGGCGAACGCGAAGGCGCGCAUGAAGAAGACGCUCGAGAGUCAGAACGUCGAGUUGGAGAAGCUGCGCACGAAGCUUGCGGAGCAAGCAGACCUGCUGCGCGACGCCCGCGAACGCCUUGCCAUCCAGCGCCGCAGGUGUGCGCGGCUGCGCGACGACCUCGUCGAGGCGGACGAGUUGACGGAGCUCGUGAAGGGACAGUUGUCUCUGUCCCAGUCGCAAGAGAAAGAGCAACAGAGACAGAUCCUCGCUCUCGCCUACUGCCUGGGGGUCGCUUCCGGUCCAGAGCGCGGCUCCGACGGCGCGCUCGGCUCCAGAGACGACGAAGCCUGGUGGCUUCAGAGAAAGGAGACUCCGCCUCCGAGCAGCCUCGCGCUACCGCGCCUUCUCGCCCUCCCUGACGCGCCCCACGCCUCGCUGGGCAGUCAGCAACCGAGCCGGCGGCGCGUAGACCGCGAGAGACGAAGCAGAGGAGACCCCGGUCGGAGCAGCGGCUCCAGAUUCUUGAUCCGAGAGUGCAGCGAGCUCACGGACGCUCGCUCAAAUGGCGUGCACCGGGGCGUGUCUCGGCCCCACAAACUGGCUGCAGGGUGCCUUCGGGGCGAGCAGCUGCCGAGGCUAGAGACGCCCGAAGGCCGUCGUGGAAGGUUCAGUCCCGGCGCCGAGGGCGGCGAGAGAAGGACUGAGAGCGAAGGCGAGUCCUCGCGGAGAAGAAGCGUCUCUGGCGGAGACAGCGACGAGACAGAUGGAGACAGGGAAGAUCACCUGGAGUCGACGACAAUCGAAGACUGGCGCCUGACCCCGACAGUUCUUAUCUCUCUGCAGCGGGCGAGUCAGCGCGCGGCGCAUCUGUUUGCGUCGCACGCCCGGAACCAGUUCCCUCUGGCCUCGCCGCCGGCCUUCCUGUCUCUCCCGCUCCAGUCGUCGCCGUGUUCUCUCCUGCAGCACCAGUUGCUCACAACCCUGUUUCAGCAGGCGGUGCUGGAGCAGAAGAAGGGUACCGGAGACGAUUUUCUGCUUUACGAAACGGACGCAAUUCAGGUCUUCUGGGCCUCGCGUUUCCUGCCUCCCUGUCGCUCGUCGUGUUCGCCACGCCCUUCGUCCCUCUUCGCUUCGUCUCUCUGUGCGGCCUCGGCCGCUCUCGCCCAACUAGCCAGCCGGGCCUUCGCGACGCACAGUCUCCCCGACGACUCGCCGGGCGCAGCCCUGGCCGCUGCAGCGCGAGCCUGGGCGAAGGAUAGGGCAGACGCAGAUCAGAGAGAAAGAGAGAGACGGCUCGACCUACCCAGUGAUGGCGCCGUAGCAGAGAGAGACACGGGGUUCGAGGCGGGUUGUGGGGUCGCCUGCGGGUGUCUCUUCGCGUUGAGCCUGCGGGCCUCCGCCGGCCAGGCUCUGCAAAUCGUGGAGCUUCGCCUCGAGAGAGAAGUCUUUGGGAGCCAAGGCGCCUUUGUCAGCCUCGAGGGCGGCAUUGAACAGGCAACCCUUUUGCCUCGCGCGUCUCCCUUGACCCUCUUUGGGUCUGCGUUGGUGGCUGGGCCGUACCGUCAAGCUCCCAUUGUUCGUUUGUCCUAUCUGCUUCCCGACUCGGUGCGCCGAGAGAUCCGGCUGCGCCUGCCGCUGCCGCCUGCGGCCUUCUGCUUUCCCUACCGCAUGCGCCCGCAUGCGUUUGUGCGAGCCUGGGAAGCCCUCCACCAGUCCAGCACGAGUCUGAUAUGCGACAAGCUGAAGCCGGCGUUCUUUUCGCCGGCGGGGCGGACCGGCCUCGGGUCUCCGUACACCUCGUUGGUGCAUGCAUGCACUCUGAGCAAUUCGUUUGCUUCCCUUCCUGGCCUGGACCGGCGUACCAGCAGGAACGUCGUUGCGGCGGGGUACUUCCCUGUCUCGGCACGCUCCGAGCAGAGGCUCGCCAGUUCCUUGCUGGGCGACAAUCGAAUUGGGGGAAAUCCCGCGAGAAAGAGCCUGCACGCGCCCUGGGACUCCGCGACCGACCGGUCCUCGGACGAGCUCGCAGACCUCUCAGACCAGGCCUCAGACGAUACGGCUCUCUCUUUCUCGUCUCCUUCGUUCCGCCCACGCAAGGCGAGUGCGUCGGCUUUCGCAACGCAGGCGCCGCAUGCGCCCCGGUGGCCGCAUGCAAGGGAAGAGGCCCCGCUGUCAAGCGCCUUUCUUCCCUGUCUCCUACGCGUCGAGCUCCUGAGCCUCUCGGCUGCCCUCUCGGCCGGCGUGCUGCCUGCACUGCCUUCCGCGUCGGGCCCAACUAGCCGAAUCCGGACGAGCCCGCGAGCCGGGACGCCCACGAGCUUGGCGCGCUGGACCGCGCAGCCUGUCUCCAGCGCCGCGACUGCAUGCGCCCGCAUCGAGGUCAGGUGUCCAGAUGAAGAAAUCCGACAGAGCGUCGUGGAAACUCUCGCGGAACUCCUCAUGGAUGAGGAGCUGCUCGUCACCCUGUCUCCCGUCGCGUCGGCGCAAGGGCCUCUGUCCUCGUGA